Molecule: messenger RNA, 1125 nt
Organism: Symphalangus syndactylus (siamang)
Lineage: Eukaryota; Metazoa; Chordata; Mammalia; Primates; Hylobatidae
Gene: PSMB2
Product: proteasome 20S subunit beta 2
Biological process (GO): proteasomal protein catabolic process
Cellular component (GO): nucleus; cytoplasm; proteasome core complex
Source: RefSeq, a predicted model, not a curated record
GCCGUGGAAGUCGCGCUGCAGGCGUCGCGCCAGUCUUCGCUCUGAGGUGCUGUCUCACCGGUGAGACCUGGAAGCGUGCGAGUCUCGCGCUGUGUCGGACCUGCAGCCCCUGGCCUUCCGCCACCAUGGAGUACCUCAUCGGUAUCCAAGGCCCCGACUAUGUUCUUGUCGCCUCCGACCGGGUGGCCGCCAGCAAUAUUGUCCAGAUGAAGGACGAUCAUGACAAGAUGUUUAAGAUGAGUGAAAAGAUAUUACUCCUGUGUGUUGGAGAGGCUGGAGACACUGUACAGUUUGCAGAAUAUAUUCAGAAAAACGUGCAACUUUAUAAGAUGCGAAAUGGAUAUGAAUUGUCUCCCACGGCAGCAGCUAACUUCACACGCCGAAACCUGGCUGACUGUCUUCGGAGUCGGACCCCAUAUCAUGUGAACCUCCUCCUGGCUGGCUAUGAUGAGCAUGAAGGUCCAGCGCUGUAUUACAUGGACUACCUGGCAGCCUUGGCCAAGGCCCCUUUUGCAGCCCACGGCUAUGGUGCCUUCCUGACUCUCAGUAUCCUGGACCGAUACUACACACCGACUAUCUCACGUGAGAGGGCAGUGGAGCUCCUUAGGAAAUGUCUGGAGGAGGGCCCUGGCGGGGCAGGCUCCAGUACCGCACUCGGCGGAGGCCGAAGGUCUGUGGGGCAGGACAGGGGUUCCGCGUGCCGUCGGAAGGGCCGAGGACGAAGGAGGGCGCUAAUUCACUCCCCACUGGGCUGGCGGCGACGCGGAGGGCCAAGGUGCAGGCUGCCCCAUGGAUGCCACACGUGGCUCAACGGCCCAGCGGGGAGAAAAGAAGUGAUUCAGUCCCUGCCGAGGAUUGCUGCCACCCAGGCACUGUUGGCGGACUCAGUGCCAGGCAGCCUUAAUGGCCAGGCAACGUCUAACCCAGGAGGUGGGACACAACCUCGGAGUCACCAGUGAGAAGUGGCGAGCUGGGAGAAAAGUCGGGUUCCUGCAUUUGUCACCUUCUGCCUCCAGCCAUGGUAGUAAACCACCGCGGCCAGUCCCAACCCAUCCCGGACCCCUCGGGUCUCACCUGCAGGUCCUCCAGACCGGGGGCCGCCGCCAGCCCCGGAAGGCCGAGCGG